ACUACGUUUGCAACUGGUUGUGUGCUACGUGACUACGCAUCGAGAUUGACGAAGUACUGGCGGCUAUGGCGGAUCGAAGUUCAAGAGAUACGGGACGCGACUACGACAGAGAAUGGAGGGGCACUAGACAAGUUGGACACCGAGAGGAGCGGCGAGAUGGGCACAGACCAACGGAGCGUGAACACUAUGGUGAAGAAAGAAGUGAUAACUCAUGUGAACGUGGGUACUCUUCAGGAGACUAUCGAAGGAGAGGACCGCCCGCCUGUUUCGAAUGUGGCCAAGUUGGCCACUACCGUAACCAAUGUUGGAAGCUGACGGGUGCACGUACGUCGAAGCAGGGAGAAGAAAGAGGGCCGGGGAUUAAGGAAGGAAGGGAGGCGUCACCGGCGAAGGAAGCAUUGAUGAAGAAGGUGGAGAACUUGGGAUCGUCGCUAGCAACCAUGCAGGAGUUUUUUGCGAAGGAGAACAAAAAACGGGAAGAGAAGGAACAGCGGAAGAAGAACAAACUCUUGAAGAAGCAACGGGAGCAGGAAGAAGAAGAGGCGAGAAGAUCGGAAGAGGCCGCGCGGCAGGAAAAACAGAGGCGGAAGAUAGCGAAACUACGGGAAGCAGAAGAGGCUAAACAACAACUACGGAAAGAACUGAGGAUGGAAGUAGCGAUGGCCGUCGGCGGACUCGAAGAGGAAGUGUGUGGACGCGUUCUUCAAACUGUUGUACAGACAGCGAUGUUACAAAAAGGGAAACAGAAAGUGGACCUUGAUCACGGAACAACGGGCAAAUCGGCCAGUGAUACUGAAGAUAGCGAGGUGGAAAGGAUCAAUAUGCAAACAAGGCGCAUGGCGAUUAGCGAGAAGCGGAAGCGGAGUACUGAGAAAGCGAUUGGGGACAGCCCGCCGAUGGAACAACAUCCGAAACACACGCCCAAGACCCCGAACCUGCGGCCAGUGCAACUAUCCAGUAGACUGCAGAAAGCUACAGGGAAGAAGACCGAAAAAACACCGAAGAAGUUUACGCCCAGGCAGGGGACACCGAAGACGAAGAUUGCUGCCAUGAUCGGCGUUGCCGGGCGUGUUAAGUUCGUACGAGAAAACGUAUGUCAGCUAUCGGAGUUGCAGGCUGACGAGUUAAAGGAGAUUUGCAAAAAGGAAGAAGUCGACUACGUGAACAAAACGAUAGCAGCGAUGAAUAUUGCGGAGAAGUGGGCAGCAGAAGCCUAUGACAGUACUCAAGUCGAAGUGGCCAACACAUUGACUACAGCGGUAGAGUCGACCAAUUUGGAGUCGUUUGAAGACAAUAACGAGGCGUCAGGAUCGGAGGAGGACUCGACGCAAGGGGAGGAAGAGAUCGCAUAAACCAGUGAAGAUGACGACUGCUUGCUGCUACUGAUCCAACACCUGAC
Messenger RNA from Chara braunii, 1399 nucleotides. NCBI's taxonomy places the organism in Eukaryota, Viridiplantae, Streptophyta, Charophyceae, Charales, Characeae. The record is from the annotation of a GenBank genome assembly.